AUGGCGCCCAAGAGUGAGCCGGCUGUGCGGCCCACGGGCAGGAAGGGCACGGCAGGGAAAACAGCGAGUACCCAGAAUACGGAAAAAGCUAACGAACCGAGAAUUACUUUUACGGACUGGGAAGGCAGGAAAACAGCAGAAGUGAUUUUAGAAGAGAAAUCACCUGAAACCACCUUUUUAGCUUGCAGCUUUCAUGGGGACUAUAUACAGUUAGCUUCGAAAGAGCAGGAAGAGGAGAAGGAGAAAGCAGAGAAAGAAAGACACGAAGAGAAAGAUUCGAACGAGGCAGAAUCUCAUUUUCCAUCAACAGUUCUAUACUCCUCAAGCUUUAGUUACUCAGCAGUCAACAAGAAGCUUCUUCAGCCAUCCAAAUCUCUCAAUAGCCUCUUCAAAGUUCAAACCUCCAACAAGAACUCCUUAUCCUUCUCCAACCUCUCCAUAGCUUUGGCCUCCAAGCUAAUCUCCACAUCAAUGCUCCUCCCCCCACUUUUACCCGGGUACAAAUACACCAUCCCGUCAAACCGGUUGUUCGACCCGCUCCUCACGCUUUCCGGGCUUCCCCACCCGAAAUCCACCUCGUACACCUUAAACCUCGGCGAACUCCCGACCGCCACGCAGUUCACUCCCGCGUCCUUGUACUGA
This is a messenger RNA of Striga asiatica, 642 nucleotides long. Lineage: Eukaryota; Viridiplantae; Streptophyta; Magnoliopsida; Lamiales; Orobanchaceae. The record is from the annotation of a GenBank genome assembly.